AUGGACCAUCUCCUGUCGAAGCUGACCUCGAUCUAUCCGCCGCCGAGGGCGCUCGAUGCGUAUGUGCUCAAGGGACACUCUGACCUCAAGGGCGUCACCGCAUGCCUAUGGGCGACUGACCAAGACCUUAACCUCGUCCUCCCCUGGGCGUCCCGCUGGACAGGCCCGAUAUCGCUACUGGUAACGACGACUGUGGAUCCCUCCUCCCCAGAACACGAAGCGCUCCUGUACCGCGUCUCGACGCUACAAACGAAGAACCCGCUCCUCAACAUCACGCUCUCGCUCCACCUCGUCCACCUGGCCCCGCGCACGCCCGACAACCCCAACGCGUUCCUCAACCUCGCACGUCUCCUCGCGCCCACCCCGCGCGUCGCGCUCUUCCCCGCCAACCUCUCCACCCUCCCACCACGUGCGCUCUACGCAGGCCUCCUCGCCCCCGCCGCGUCUUCCGCACUAGCCGUCGAGCCCGAGCCGCGGCGCAGCCCGGUCGUGCUCACUUCGCGCGGGCAGACGGGCUUCCCGUUCGCCCCGCUCGCGCCGGCCGUGCUCGGGCGCGACGACCCGCUGUGGUGCACGGAGCGCUUCUUCCCGCCGACGACGCGCGCGGCGGACUGGGAGGAGUGCGUUUGGCAGCUUUGGCUCGAGAAUUUUGGCGACGUCGAGGUCCGCCAGACGCGUGGGUGGCUGCACGAGGCCCUCGCUACGUCGCCAACGUCCCCGGCUGUGGAUUCGAGUCCGGCGAAGCUUCGCCGUCGCCUGGUUGCCAAAUUCAGAAGCGAGACCUGCGUUCUGGCCACGAGGCAGCUGGCUGCCCUCCGCAGUGCCGACAAAGCCAUGGAUGCGAAGAAGGCACGCUGGCUCAAGCGCGUGUGCCGCGCGUGGACGAACUCUAAUCCUGCAUAG
Messenger RNA from Laetiporus sulphureus 93-53, 903 nucleotides. RefSeq lists its product as uncharacterized. The transcript is spliced from 3 exons. The coding region runs from base 1 to 903 and encodes 300 amino acids. Lineage: Eukaryota; Fungi; Basidiomycota; Agaricomycetes; Polyporales; Laetiporaceae. The record is from RefSeq and is a predicted model, not a curated record.